AUGCCUGUCAAAGACAACUUCAAAGGAUGGCAUUGGAGGGAGAGAAUUGCCAACUUUGAGCCGUCAUGGUUCACAAUUGUCAUGAGUAUGCGUGCUCGUACAACAUUGAUGCGUCAGAAGGGUUCUGACUGUAUAUACAGGNNCACUGGCACUCUGCAACAAUGCUUCGUUAACUUCCCAUACCCUAUCACUGGAGCAGCCCGAUGGCUUCGCGACAUUGGCUACUGUCUGUGGAUUCUGGAGAUCGUCCUAUUUGGCUUCUUCACUGGCAUGUUAAUCUGGCGCUAUAUCUCGCAUCCUGUGCUGCUCAANAAGAACAUGAUGGAGUUUCCAACGAGUUCGUUCCUGGGCGCAAUUCCAAUCUCUUUCAACACAAUCAUCCAAGGCAUCAUAUCGUACUAUGAUUACCGGACUUCUGCUCGAUGGGCAACAUUCGUUCUCUACUGGAUUGCGCUUGUCAUGGCUUUGACGAUAUCCUUUGGUCUCGUUAUCUACCAAAUGAGCCAUGCAAAGCCUCAGAAGCUGUCAGAUGUGGCAGGUGUCUGGGUGAUGACCACUGUACCUCUGUUUGUCACUGCAACAACCGCUAGUUCGAUUCUGCCGUACGUCUACAUGGAGAGCACGAAAUGCGCCAUAGCUCUGCUCGUCACAGGCUUCCUGGCAUGGUCUUUUGCUAUCGCGGAAGGCACGAUGAUCAUCACAAUCUACUUCUUCAGAUUGAUCGCAGAUAAGACACCAGCAGCGCCUCUUAUGGUUGGAUCUUUCCUACCCGUGGCAGCUCUGAGCCAAGGAGCCUACGCUAUUCAAAGGUUUAGCAUUUUCCUGGCCACGUACAUCAAGAACGGUUACGCACCAACCCAGGUUAAUCCACCACCACUCUCUCAGGCCACACUUUUGGCAACAUCCGAAGUGAUCCAUUGGAUUGGCAUCAUCAUGAAUCUGUUCCUCUUGGCCCACGCCACAUUUUGGAUGGUCCAGGGCACGACGAGCAUCCUCAUGUCACUUCCAAAAUUGCAAUUCAACAUCGCCUAUUGGAGCGCAGUGUUUCCUAUGGCAUCAUAUGCAAAUGCAUGGUGCUUUAUCUCUCGCGACCUACGCGAUGAUGGCAUGAGAGGAUGGGCAGCGACAAUGGUCAUGAUAGCAACUCUUCUGUGGCUGUUCUGUGCUCUGGAGACAGCCUUCAGAGGAUUCUGGCAGGGCAGCUUGUUCUCAGCUCCGGGACUUGAGGAUUGGCUGGGCGAAGAGGAAGAGCAAGACGAAAAGAGCAGAGGCGGAAGAAAGGAUGCUUGGAAUGGAAGCUACACGAUGCCUCCGCCAGGAUCUCAGGAUGAAGAGAGCGGACAGGCUAACGGGCAUCAGGCCGAUGGCAACGAGGGUGAUUCCAGAAGGAGAAACUGA
Aureobasidium musti is the source of this 1398-nucleotide messenger RNA. The record is from the annotation of a GenBank genome assembly. Lineage: Eukaryota; Fungi; Ascomycota; Dothideomycetes; Dothideales; Saccotheciaceae.